Nicotiana attenuata is the source of this 2705-nucleotide messenger RNA. Its product is annotated as pentatricopeptide repeat-containing protein At5g42310, mitochondrial-like. The transcript is spliced from 6 exons. Bases 355 to 1926 code for a protein of 523 amino acids. The record is from RefSeq and is a predicted model, not a curated record. Gene Ontology annotation, molecular function: protein binding. Lineage: Eukaryota; Viridiplantae; Streptophyta; Magnoliopsida; Solanales; Solanaceae.
AGCCCAAAUCUAGCUAGAUCUGGUGAUUACAAGUUGACCGAUGUUACCCUCGACCAUUUUCGCCAGAGUUUUGCUCUUCCGCGGCGAUCUCUCUUCUUUUGAAAUUUUCCGUUGAUUUUCUCCGGUGAUAACGCUUAAAUUCGCGUGUUUUUCUGGUAGAGAUUGUUCAUAUUGUUGUUCGAUCAAAGUGAAUCAAAAUUUCAGAGGAAGAUUUCUCAACCUAGGGUUUGGAGAUUUCUGCACUGGUAUGCUUCAGCUUGGGUUUUGACGUGGUUUCGUCUUCGUUUCUCUAUAUAAGGCCGUUGUUCCUUUCGGUUGCAAAGGAAAUUGCGAGCAUACUUCUUGCAAAAGAGUAUGCAUAUGCGACAAAAUCUUCUUUUUAGAUCCAGUCCAGCUAUAUGCCCUCAUGGUGUGUGGGAUCUUGUCCCUGUUUAUCUGAAGCAUCACGUUGAUCCAAUCAAACGCAAGAUGCUACAUACAUCAAUUCAGCUUAUAUUGCAAAGUAGAGCUAAAAGAUGUGGCUUUUUAGUUAAUUGUCGUUUUGGAAGCAUUGACUAUUCGAGUAAUGAGCAGCAGGGUUUUCAUAUAAAUGGUGAGGAGAUUUCUUAUGAUUUAUACAAUGCAUCCAUUUGUGAGUUGUGUAGUGAAGGUGACGUUGAUAAGGCAAUGGGGUUGCUUUCCCAGAUGGAGGCUUUGGGUUUUCAUGCAAAUUAUUUGUCUUAUUCAUGUUUGAUCGCUGCACUUGGAAGUGUUGGCAGGACCUUGGAAGCUGAUGCAAUCUUUCAUGAAAUGUUAUCUUCUGGUCGCAGGCCAGGGGUAAAGGUGGUCAAUGCGUUACUUCGGAGCUUCUUGCGAAAAGGCCUCUUAAGGCUAGCAGAUAAGGUCUUGAUGUUACUUGAAGAUUUGGAUGUUGAGAGAAACCAAGAAACUUAUGAGAUCUUGCUUGAGUAUUAUGUCAAUGCUGGGCGGUUGGAGGAUACUUGGUCGAUUGUCUCCAAAAUGAGGAGAGAAAGUUAUCGUUUAAAUUCUUUUGUGUAUAGUAAAAUAAUUGAACUGUAUAGGGACAAUGGGAUGUGGAAAAAAGCACUAGGCAUUGUGGAAGAGAUCCGUGAGAUGGGGUUACGAUUGGAUAAGCGUCUCUUUAAUAGCAUCAUUGAUACUUUUGGCAAGUAUGGUGAGUUGGGAGAGGCCUUAGAAGUGUUUGAAAAAAUGCGCCGAGAUGGCAUAAAGCCUGAUUUUCGAACAUGGAAUUCUUUGAUCCGGUGGCAUUGCAAGUUUGGGCAUCUUGAUGCUGCUAUAGGUUUGUUCGAUGAGAUGCAAGAACAAGGACUAUACCCUGAUCCAAAGAUCUUCAUUAUCAUUAUUACCCAUUUAGUGGAGCAGGGUAGGUGGGAUGUUAUCAAUAAAAUUCUCAAGAAUAUGCAAGGGAGAGGACAUCACAAGAGUGGGGCUAUUUACGCUGUCUUGGUUGAUAUUUAUGGCCAGCAGGGUAGAUUUCAGGAUGCAGAGUAUUGUUUAAAUGCUCUGAAAUUGGAAGGUCUUCAGCUUUCACCUAGCAUCUUUUGUGUCCUGGCCCAUGCCUAUGCUCAGCAGGGAUUCUGUGAGCAGACUGUAAAGGUUCUGCAGAUAAUGGAAGCCGAAGGAAUGGAACCAAACCUUAUAAUGCUAAAUGUGCUGAUCAAUGCUUUCGGGACUGCUGGUAGGCAUAUGGAGGCACUAUCAAUUUACCAGCACAUAAGGGAGAUGGGUAUUACUCCUGAUGUGGUUACUUAUAGUACUUUAAUGAAGGCUUUUAUGAGGGCUAAGAAGUUCGAUCAGGUCCCCAAGAUGUAUAGUGAAAUGGAAUCCGCUGGAUGUGCGCCAGAUAGAAAGGCUAGAGAAGUGUUGCAAUCAGCAUUGAUGAUCCUUGAACAAAGACAUUGUUAGUUUACAUAGAACUUAUCAACCUAUUCGGCUCUAACAAUGCUGUUGUUAGCUUCUUCAUUCAGAAGAUGACGUACAGCACCAAAAACUAAAAAGCACUUUUGAUGCUACUCACUGUUAUCCACAAUCUUUAAGGACUUUGAUACUCAAGUGAGAUAAUGUCCUUGAUCUUCAUAGUAAUUAUUUCUUAAUUUUGCUUUCUUUUGGUCUCGUUAUUCAUUCUUUAUCUGUUCUAAAGCUUUAGCCUUGUCGAUUUCACGGCCUUCUAACUUGUUUGUCAGCUUAUUGCUGUACCACUUCUUGGUGCCUUAUUUAGGUUACGUAUCUUUUGAUAAGGAAGUUACGGCAGAGCAGCUUGUCAUUUCUGAGGUUUCAGUAAAUGACAGCCAGCCUGUGCCUUUUAAAGGAACUACCUGGUACUAGCAAGGAUACUCGGUAACAGCAAGGUGUCCUGGGCACCUUCAGGCUUCACUUUUUCCUUGGCAGCCAUUCUUUUCUCCAAAUGUACUUCUGUUCUUCUGCAUUAUUGCUAUAUCAACAGGGUGAGAAAUGGUUCACCUAGGUUUUCCUAGUCACAAGCUCAAUUAGAUGCGAUGAAAGAUCAGAAUCUGCAUGUUUCUUGAAUAACUUGAUGCUGCAGAGAUUGUAUUUGCUUGCUGAUAGUGUCACAAAUUUAACUUAUAUAUGCUGAUAGUGCUCUUGAUAUUUUACACUAUUGGUGUGUUCUAACUUGUUAUAGCAGAUUGUUUAUUUAUAUAUUACCAAAUUAGGCUUAAUAUGGA